Molecule: messenger RNA, 885 nt
Organism: Saccharomyces mikatae IFO 1815
Lineage: Eukaryota; Fungi; Ascomycota; Saccharomycetes; Saccharomycetales; Saccharomycetaceae
Gene: SLD5
Product: DNA replication protein SLD5
Exons: 1
Coding region: 1-885 (294 amino acids)
Biological process (GO): DNA-templated DNA replication; double-strand break repair via break-induced replication
Cellular component (GO): GINS complex
Source: RefSeq, a predicted model, not a curated record
AUGGACAUCAAUAUAGACGAUAUCCUUGCAGAACUAGAUAAAGAAACUACUGCUGUUGAUUCUACCAACAUCACACAAGUCUCUUCUUCCUCUAACCACAGAGAUGCAAAUACAAUAGUGAAUUCAUCAUUAGACUUGAAUGACAAGACUCAGAUAUAUGUUUCUCCGCAACAAGACUUUGCCAACUUGAUGAAGUCUUGGAGAAACGAAAGGUGUUCGCCAGAAUUAUUACCAUAUCCUCAUCAGUUGAUGAAAAGAUUGCUCAAUCGAAUAUCGAUGCAGUCUCAAUUAAUUGAGAACAUAUCAAUGGGUUUCCUCGAUAUGCAAAAUGCGUCUACUGCGAACUCUCCCAUGCCGAACGACUCCAAACUACCUUUGCUUUGUAUGGAAACAGAGUUAGAAAGAUUGAAGUUUGUUAUUAGAAGUUACAUACGAUGUAGACUCAACAAAAUUGACAAAUUUUCACUUUAUUUGCGGCAAUUAAAUGAAGAUGAAAAUUCGUUGACCUCACUUACAGACUUGCUUUCUAAGGAUGAGAUUAAAUACCAUGACUCGCAUUCAUUGAUCUGGUUGAAACUUGUCAAUGACUCUAUACUGAAGUACAUGCCUGAAGAGCUGCAAGCUAUCAACGAUACCGAGGGCAGCGUAAACAUGAUAGAUGAACCAGACUGGAACAAGUUUGUCUUUAUACACGUCAAUGGCCCACCAGAGGGAAACUGGGACGAAGAUCCACUCUUACAAGAAAACGAGUUUGGUAAGCCGUGCUACACCGUGACCAUCCCUGAUUUGAACGAAGAAGUUGAACUCACCAUUGGAAGUAUCUAUGUCAUGAGAUAUGAAGUCAUUAGGGAUUUAUUAAGAGAUGACAAGGUUGCUCUUAUUUGA